GCUGCAUAGGGCAGCGUGCCAGAUUGAGCGCCAAGGCUGCCAGCAAGAAGCUGAGCCAAGAAGCAGCCAGUGCAUCCCAGCAGAAGGGGAGCCUGGGAGGUGGCUUCAGUGUGACUGGAACAUAGCCUCUCUCUGGGCUGAGCGCAAUCGGGGGCAGAUCUGAGACGGUGCCCCAACACCUGGAUCCAUGGAGAACCUUUCCUCCCUCUCAGAGCUCAACUCAUCCUGCGUGGGUGCAGGCGAGGCAGCAGGCUGCCAGGGGAAGUUCUGGAGUGGGUUGAAUGUGUCAGACACCCUACCCAUCCCCAACUUCUACAUCGUGGUGCCCAUCAUCUACUCAGUGAUCUGUGCUGUGGGGCUCACAGGGAACACAGCAGUCAUCUAUGUGAUCCUCAAAGCCCCCAAGAUGAAGACAGUGACCAACAUCUUCAUCCUGAACCUGGCCAUCGCCGAUGAGCUCUUCACCCUGGUGCUGCCCAUCAACAUCGCAGACUACCUGCUGCUGCAGUGGCCCUUCGGUGAGUUCAUGUGCAAGUUGAUCAUCUCGAUCGACCAGUACAACACCUUCUCCAGCAUUUACUUCCUGACCAUCAUGAGCAUUGACCGCUACCUGGUAGUGGUGGCUACCAUCAAGUCCAGACAGGUGGCCUAUCGCACCUACCGUGCAGCCAAGAUUGUGAGCCUGGGAGUCUGGGCCUUGGUUACACUCAUCAUCCUGCCCUUUGCUGUGUUUGCCAAGAUCCACACAGAGCAGGGCCGCCCGCAGUGCGUCUUUGUGUUCCCGCAGCCGGAGAGCUUGUGGUGGAAGGCGAGCCGCAUCUACACCCUCCUGCUGGGCUUCGCCAUCCCAGUCUCCACCACCUGCGUCCUCUACUCAGCCAUGCUCUUCCGCCUGCGCCGCCUGCACCUGCACAGCCACGCCAAGGCCCUGGACAAGGCCAAGAAGCGAGUGACACUGAUGGUACUGGUCAUCCUGGCUGUUUGCCUCUUCUGCUGGACCCCCUACCACCUCAGCACUGUGGUGGCACUCACUACUGACAUCCCACAGACGCCGCUGGUCAUUGGCUUCCCCUACUUCAUCCCCAGCCUCAGCUAUGCCAACAGCUGCCUCAAUCCCUUUCUCUAUGCCUUCCUGGAUGACAGUUUCCGGAAGAGUUUCCGCAAGCUGCUGGACUGUGGGGCAUCCUCAUAGCAUGCCCCAAAUCCCUAUCCCCACCAUCACCCCUUCACUCCAUGCCAGUGCUCCCCUGGCUGGUCUCGAACAGCCACCGCAGGGCUGUGGGCAGGCUGCCAAGCACUGGCCCAGCAAUGACUCCACUCAGCCCUGCAGCAUGAGGGAGGGUUUCCCUUCUGCAUGGUGGGGAGUCCAACUCCUAGAGUUUGCUGAGGGAAGCAAAGCCCAAAUGCUU
This is a messenger RNA of Alligator sinensis (Chinese alligator), 1409 nucleotides long. RefSeq names its product neuropeptides B and W receptor 1 (gene NPBWR1). The record is from RefSeq and is a predicted model, not a curated record. Lineage: Eukaryota; Metazoa; Chordata; Crocodylia; Alligatoridae. Gene Ontology annotation, biological process: neuropeptide signaling pathway. Gene Ontology annotation, cellular component: neuron projection; membrane. The coding region runs from base 188 to 1192 and encodes 334 amino acids. The transcript has a single exon. Gene Ontology annotation, molecular function: neuropeptide binding; neuropeptide receptor activity.